Messenger RNA from Scheffersomyces stipitis CBS 6054, 2727 nucleotides. It is a transcript of the gene HPR5, whose product is annotated as DNA helicase. The transcript has a single exon. The record is from RefSeq and is a predicted model, not a curated record. Gene Ontology annotation, biological process: recombinational repair. Lineage: Eukaryota; Fungi; Ascomycota; Pichiomycetes; Serinales; Debaryomycetaceae. The coding region runs from base 1 to 2727 and encodes 908 amino acids. Gene Ontology annotation, molecular function: DNA binding; hydrolase activity; ATP binding. Gene Ontology annotation, cellular component: nucleus.
AUGAGUAUCGAUCUUUCUGAAAAAGUUCUAGACCGUAUAGUUGCGGAAUUGAACGAAAACCAACGUCUUGCUGUGACAGCUCCAGCUAAUGGCAGGUUGCAAAUUAUAGCUGGACCGGGCACUGGCAAGACGAAGGUACUUACUUCGAGAGUCGCGUUUCUCUUGCUUAAAGAGGAGAUACCGCCGCAUCAAAUAGUGGUUACUACGUUUACCAAGAAGGCUGCCAAUGAGUUGACUGAGAGGUUGGAGCUGUUGCUAGGGGAUACUACUAUAGACGUGUCCAAGAUCUUGGUUGGAACGUUCCACAGCAUCUGCUACCGCGUUCUUAUGAUGUACGGAAAGAAACUCGGAAUCGAAAGAUACAAUAUUGCCGAUGACAGAGAUGCUGACCAUAUCUUGAAGGAAAUGUUGGCUGGACUUCUGGAUUUGGAGUUGGAUACGCUCGAUUCACUACCAGACGAAGAAACGGUCAUAUUCAGGCCCAACUCUGGUUCCGAGAGCAAAAAGUCUUCUGGAUACGACACAAAGAAGAUUAAACGCCAGAUCUCCAAGCUUAAGUCGUCAGGAGUGAAACAUGACACCUACGAAAGACUGGCCAGCCAUAACAAGGCUCUUUCUCUCUUUUACAGAAAGUACCAGCACAAGCUCCAGGAGAAUAAUUUGCUAGACUUUGAUGAUUGCUUAUUGUAUUGCUAUCUACUUGUGACAAGUUUUCCCGUAUUGAACUUCGUUCAGCAUGUCCUUGUAGAUGAGUUUCAGGAUACGAACGAAAUUCAAUUGCAGUUGAUGUACGAAUUUGCACGCGGACACCCUACGGAUCCCAGCAAACGGGACAACGUAACUAUCGUAGGAGAUCCAGAUCAAAGUAUAUAUGCAUUCAGAGACGCUCAAGCCAUCAACUUUGAAAAGAUGGAAAAGCACUAUUUGAAACGAUACCAAGAGCCUUGUCGUAUAAUCAGCUUGACAGAAAACUAUAGAUCUACCUCAGACAUCUUGGACAUCUCCGAGAAGAUCAUGAGACAGCAACAGAAGCGAGUGGUGAAAUCAUUAAAGUCACAAACGAAAAGAUCAUUUAAGCCCGUUUACUAUAACUUGACCUCUGCCGAAGAAGAGGCAAAAUGGGUCUGCUAUCAGAUCGAGCAUAUCAUGGCUCUUCCAAAUACACCAUUUAUGUACAGCGAUAUAGCUGUUCUUAUAAGAGCAGCGUAUCAGACAAGAGCUAUAGAAAACGAACUAGUUCGUAGACGUAUACCCUACUUCAUGAUUCGUGGCCGAGCCUUCUGGGAGAGAAAAGAGGUGGUUGCUAUACUAGACUACUUAAGGGUAGUGGCUCAUGACAAUGACAGAAUUGCAUAUCUUAGAACUCUUAAUUUUCCGAAAAGGGGGUUUGGAGAUAAGACUAUCCAAGCUGUUGAGAGAGCUCUUGAAUUAGAAACUUUAGCAGGACGCGACCUGGUAUACCUGGCAUUGACUGCGAUGGUACAGGGAGAGAACAACGAACUAAAGCUAUCUACAAAGAUGAAACAAACACUUUCUUCUUAUCUACAAUUCAUUCAUAAAGCAAGAGAAAUGUUGCUGAAUCUUGAUGCUGAGAUCACUAAUGGAACACUAGAUUCUGAAAAAAGAUCAUCGAAGCUUGCAGAACUUUUCGAGCUCAUCUAUGUCCAUUCAGGACUAAAGCAAGAGUUCUCUAAAGAUGAGAAUCAGGAACUCAACAUUAAAGAAGUCGAAAAGCAAUUUUGCGAGUUCGUUCCUAGAGACGAAGAAUUACCUUUAUAUCAUGGAGGUUCAGAAAGUGAGCAAACACAAGACGAUAGAAACUACCUAGCUAGGUUCAUACACUCUGUUGGAUUGUACGAAACAGAUGACGACAAGAAAGAAAACGAAAAGAAAGAGAGCUUCCAUGGUAGAGUAGCACUAUCUACUAUUCAUGGGUCUAAGGGUCUUGAAUGGCCAAUUGUGUUUGUUCCUGGAUUAUCGGAGGGUCUCUUGCCUGCUCGAUUUGCCAUAGCCAAUGGUGGUCCAGAAGCAAUAGACGAAGAAAGAAGAUGUUUCUAUGUUGCGCUUACCAGAGCUAAGACGUUGUUGUACAUGUCGUCAUAUACUUCUUUUGGAUCAGGAAUGUGGAAUAUAGUAGAUACUGUCUCGAGAUUCAUAGACAAGAUGAAGGGAACUACCUACGUUUCCGAUUUCCAGGAUGCUUUCAAGAGCUGGGAUACAUUAACACAAUUGUAUUCGCACAUUCGCAAGACACCUCCAUCAAAGGAUAUGUUUCCGUUUGACAACUUCUUUCGACUUUACAAGGAAAGGCUAACUCCAUUUAUCAAAGGAGAAACAUUUGCCAUAAACGAACAAAGUUUCAAGUCAGCGCCCAAUAGUCUAGUGUAUGGUGGGAUGGGCUUUUCUAGCGCGGCACAGGAGUUGGGUAAAAAGAGAAGAGCCGUUGGACUCAGCAGUUCUUCGAAACGGAGACCGCCAAUUAUACGACAAGCCAAUGGAACCAAUGCUAUUUCUGGCUUGAAUAAUUUGACUUCAAAUGUAGAUUCGACUUUAACAAAUUCAGGUUUCAGCUUGAACUCUAAUAAGGCACCAAAGUAUGUUUCUCAAGUAGCACCCAGACCAGCAAUUGCUAGUGGUGCUAAGAAUAACAAAGCUCCUGCUUAUAUACCUAGUCGACAGCGACCGGGUAGUUUGCAUUCCAAAUCUUCAAACAGAGCGCCACGAUAA